AUGGCUCUUUAUUGUGCAAUAUCUAAUGAAGUGCCAGAGGUUCCCGUCGUGUCCCCUUCGUCAGGAUCAGUCUUCGAAAAGCGAAUAAUAGAGAAGUACAUUAUUGAAAAUGGGGUAGACCCGAUUAGCGGUAAAGAACUAAGAGUUGAAGACUUGAUUGAAAUAAAGACUCCAGCCAUAGUGAAGCCCAAGCCCCCGAGUGCCACAUCCAUUCCCGCCACCCUCAAGAGUAUGCAGGACGAGUGGGAUGCACUCAUGCUGCACACCUUCACUCAGAGACAACAACUACAGACGGCCCGACAGGAGCUGAGUCACGCCUUGUACCAGCACGACGCAGCCUGUCGUGUCAUCGCUCGCCUCACCAAGGAGGUGACGGCUGCCCGGGAGGCCCUCGCCACACUCAAACCACAGGCCGGGCUCGCCGCGCCGCAACCUGCUCAUCAAGUGGAGGCGGCUGCAGCGGGCGCGGCGGCGGUGGGCAUGUCCCCGGAGGUGGUGUCUCGUCUCCAGGACCGCGCCACCGCCCUCACACAGGAACGCAAGCGACGAGGACGAACGGUUCCCGAGGGACUUGUGGGACCAGACACCAUACGCUCCUUCGUCACGCUCGCCUCACAUCCUGGUCUCCACUCGGCCAGCGUGCCCGGCAUUCUGGCCCUGGACAUCAACCCGUCGGACCACAGCCGCAUCUUGACGGGCGGCAACGACAGGAACGCGACCGUGUUCAACAAGGACACGGAGCAGGUGGUGGCCAUCCUCAAGGGACACACCAAGAAGGUGACGCGCGUCAUCUACCACCCCGACGAGGACACCGUCAUCACCGCCUCGCCCGACCACACCAUCCGCGUGUGGAACGUGCCCACGUCGCAGACGACGGUGCUGCUGCGGUCUCACGAGGGUCCGGUCACCGGGCUGUCCCUGCACCCCACCGGGGACUAUGUGUUGUCCACCUCCACCGACCAGCACUGGGCCUUCUCAGACAUCCGCACUGGACAACUGCUUACUAAGGUGAGUGAUGCAUCCGGAGUGAGCCUGACGACCGCGCAGUUCCACCCUGACGGUCUGAUCUUCGGUACCGGCACGGAGAACUCUCAGGUGAAGAUCUGGGACCUCAAGGAGCAGAGCAACGUGGCCAACUUCCCCGGACACGUGGGCCCCGUCACCUCCAUCUCGUUCUCCGAGAACGGCUAUUACCUGGCGACGGCGGCCGAGGACGCGUGCGUCAAGCUGUGGGACCUGCGCAAGCUGAAGAACUUCAAGAGCAUCCAGCUGGACGAGGGCUACGUGAUCCGCGAGCUGCGCUUCGACCAGAGCGGCACGUACCUGGGCGUGGCGGGGUCGGACGUGCGCGUGUUCCUGUGCCGCCAGUGGCAGGAGCUGCGCGUGCUGGCCGACCACACGGCCGCCGCCACCGGCCUGCGCUUCGGACGGGACGCCGCCUACCUCGCCUCCACCUCCAUGGACCGCACGCUCAAGAUAUAUGGCCUGCAGUGA
Danaus chrysippus (African queen) is the source of this 1494-nucleotide messenger RNA. Lineage: Eukaryota; Metazoa; Arthropoda; Insecta; Lepidoptera; Nymphalidae. The record is from the annotation of a GenBank genome assembly.